AUUAAGUGACAUAUAUUAUUGUCAAUGUCAUGAUUAUACUUUUUACUUUUUUGUACCAAAACACUUUUAGUUUUUUUUUAAGCUAAAGUUCAUAAAUAUCGAUAUCUACAAUAUUAAAAAUAGAUCAGAUGGCCUACGAGAGUCUUUAUCAACCAGAUCCACUCGAUUUCCAUCCGUGUGAUGUCCCUAGUGGAUUAAAAGAUUACAAGCUCUCAGAAAUUACUGAUGACCAGCAAAUUGAGCUUAACAAUUUUAAACUCGAUCGGAUAAAAGAAGAUCAUAUAUAUUUGAAGAACCACCCUGAAAUCAAAUUUAUUGUAAACAAUCUGAUUCGAGCAGUAUUGAAGAAACGUCCACAAUUUGAUAUCGAAGCUUUUUUUGUCGACUACUUGCUAAACAAUCGAAUAUAUUUUCAAGAACUAAUAGAAAAGUUUAAAUUAGAAAGAAAUACAAGUGGAUCGUUUAUCUCCUCAAAUUCAGAUUCUUUCGACAAUGAUUCCAGCUCAAGCGAGUAUCUAUCUAUCUAGGAGGGCAAAUAGUUUUUAUAUAUUAUUUUUAUUUAUUUUUACGUUUUUAAAAUAUAAUAGUACCACAUUA
This is a messenger RNA of Diabrotica virgifera virgifera (western corn rootworm), 597 nucleotides long. RefSeq lists its product as uncharacterized. NCBI's taxonomy places the organism in Eukaryota, Metazoa, Arthropoda, Insecta, Coleoptera, Chrysomelidae. Bases 129 to 527 code for a protein of 132 amino acids. The record is from RefSeq and is a predicted model, not a curated record. The transcript has 2 exons.